GUACUAGUCACUUUCAAUUUAGCUUAAGACAUUCAUUUUUAAGUUAUUUGGAAACACUCUAAUUCCAAAUGUCUCUCUCUGUCUUAAUGGAUUCAAGUUCUCCAACCAUUCUUUUACAUCCAUCCAUAGAACCAAGAGAUGAGACGGGUAGUGUCCUUUUUGACCCAUCCAAGUUGCAAAAACAAUCAAGUUUACCCUCAGAGUUCAUAUGGCCAUGUGGGGACUUGGUUCACACCCAAGAAGAGCUUAACGAGCCAUUGAUAGACUUGGGUGGGUUCAUCAAAGGAGACGAAGAAGCUACUGCACAUGCAGUCGACCUUGUUAAGACUGCCUGUUCUAAACAUGGUUUCUUCCAAGUUACAAACCAUGGUGUUGAUUCAAAUCUUAUCCAAGCUGCUUACCAAGAGAUUGAUGCUGUGUUUAAGUUACCCCUUAACAAGAAGCUCGGUUUCCAAAGAAAGCCUGGUGGUUUUUCAGGCUAUUCUGCUGCCCAUGCUGACCGGUUUUCCGCUAAGUUGCCAUGGAAGGAAACAUUUUCUUUUGGCUACCAAGGACUUAACUCCGAUCCUUCUGUGGUUCAUUAUUUCAGCUCUGCUUUGGGGGAAGAUUUUGAGCACACCGGGAGGAUUUUCCAAAAGUAUUGUGAAAAAAUGCGGGAGCUGUCGCUAGUGAUCUUCGAACUGUUGGCAAUCAGCUUGGGGAUAGAUCGUUUACACUACAGAAAAUUUUUCGAAGAUGGGAAUUCAAUAAUGAGGUGUAAUUACUAUCCCCCAUGCAAUAAUUCUGGCCUCACCCUUGGCACUGGCCCUCACUCUGAUCCUACUUCCUUAACAAUUCUUCACCAAGAUCAAGUGGGAGGGCUCGAAGUUUUCAUCAAUAACAAAUGGUAUGCUGUUCGACCUCGACAAGAUGCCUUUGUCAUUAACAUUGGUGAUACUUUCAUGGCAUUAUGCAACGGAAGAUACAAGAGUUGCCUGCAUAGAGCAGUGGUGAACAAGGAGAGAGAGAGGAGAUCAUUGGUAUACUUUGUGUGCCCAAAAGAAGACAAAAUAGUGAGACCCCCACAAGAUCUAAUGUGCAGAUCAGGAGGGCCAAGAGUGUAUCCUGAUUUCACAUGGUCUGAUUUGUUGGACUUCACUCAAAAUCACUAUAGAGCUGACGUUGCUACACUCCAAAGCUUCUUUCCUUGGCUCCUCUCUUCUAACCCUACUUCCAACUUCUAGUUCUUCUCUACUCCCCUAUCUUUUCAUAUAAAUAUCUUGGUUUCCACUUUGUAUCUAUCUGCUAUAGAUUAUAAUAUGUUUUAAGUCUCUCUA
Gossypium raimondii (Peruvian cotton) is the source of this 1316-nucleotide messenger RNA. RefSeq names its product gibberellin 20 oxidase 1-B. Lineage: Eukaryota; Viridiplantae; Streptophyta; Magnoliopsida; Malvales; Malvaceae. The transcript has 3 exons. The record is from RefSeq and is a predicted model, not a curated record. The coding region runs from base 69 to 1223 and encodes 384 amino acids. Gene Ontology annotation, biological process: flower development; gibberellin biosynthetic process; unidimensional cell growth. Gene Ontology annotation, molecular function: gibberellin 20-oxidase activity.